Molecule: messenger RNA, 1267 nt
Organism: Perca flavescens (yellow perch)
Lineage: Eukaryota; Metazoa; Chordata; Actinopteri; Perciformes; Percidae
Product: beta-2-microglobulin
Exons: 4
Coding region: 164-517 (117 amino acids)
Source: RefSeq, a predicted model, not a curated record
UUAGUCAUUUCGAGCGGACCCGGACCGACAGCGUCCCCGCCGUUUAACCCAAGGAACUCCCGAAUAAAAAACACAUUUACUUUCGUUUUGGCUCGCGGGGCAGCUUUAUUUGACGAUACGACACUUUUCUGUAACGUUACGGAGACCAACGGAAGGUAAAAUCAUGAAGAUGUUUGUCUGCGCACUUCUCGUCGGUCUGCUAUGUCUCUGUCCUUCAACAGCCAAAGAAUCGCCGCCCAAGGUCCAGGUUUACAGCCGGGAACCGGGACACUUUGAUCAAGCCAACACCCUCAUCUGUCACGUGAGCGGCUUCCACCCACCAGAGAUCACCAUCGAACUGCUCAAGAAUGGACAGGAACUGCCAGGAUCCAAGCAGACCGACCUGGCCUUUGAGGAGAACUGGCACUACCACCUAACCAAACACGUGCCCUUUACACCAAAGAACGGAGACAAUUUUGCCUGCAAAGUGACUCACGUGGGAAAGACCCUAACAUACCACUGGGAGUCAGAUAUGUAAACUCUACGCUCGGCCUUGCUCCAGGUGUGCUCAGUAUCAGGAAGAUGAAGAAGAUUGGCAUUGACUAUCUGUAAUCUUGGGUUUUAUCGUGAAAGUUUGAGCAUCAUAAAAAUGUCAGAAACAAUUGCACUUCAACUUAUCUGUAUGUUUUUAUACCAGAAAUAGCAAAUGGCAAUAAAGCUCCAUUAAGUAGUAGUUGAACCACUAGAUGUGCCUGUUAGUGUGUAGCCACACAGGAACAGAUCAAUAAAUAAAAAUAAUAAAUAAGGUGGAGGGUAAGUGAUCAAAAAGAUAAAUACAAUACAUACCUGUCCAUUCGGUUUAUCUCUUCAAAAUAAUGUGCAUGCACAAAAUAUGGAAUCAGUUUUUAGUUAAAUUGAAUGAUGGAUGUUGGCAUCCAGUCAGCUUUGAGCCCACAACCAACUUUACCAUUGUACUGCUUAAUGGGGCUUUAAGGAAGCCUUUAAUGUUUGGACAUGUAAGUGUUUGCAUUAUGUGUUUUUAAUGCUUAAUCUGUAAUGGCUAAAAUAUUUUAAUCACAUGAAAUUGCUUUUUUAAUUAUCUUGUGCACCAUUUUAUCUUAUGAAAUAUUAAGCUUAUUAUUUUCCAGUUCAUUAUGCAGAAUGACUCCCAAACCUGAGCACUUCUUUAUGUAGAUCUCAGUUGAUGAAUAUUGACAUGUUAGGCUCAUAAUGUCUGUAAAUGUAUCAUAUACAAUAUGGUUGGGUAAUAAAGGUGUUUAUCACGCUU